AUGAAGACGAAUUCGAUUAAAAGGUGAGUAUUUUUAAAGGGACGGGAGAAUUAUUUAUGAAAAAAGUGGAGAAUUAUGAAAUUCUGGCACGCAAUCUAGUUCAAAAUCUAAAGAACUUUUAAAAAUUAAAACAUUCAAGUAUUAGAGAAAUAUUCUAGAAAAUUUGGAAUCAAAAAAUUCUCCCGAACAUAUUCCAUAAUUCCAAAAAUCUUUCUACACCUGCCAAUUUAGUCUCUUCUAUCCCCCUUCCUUUUUCAAAAAGAAUUUUUGGCCGCCAUUUUUAAUCCCCGGUCAGCUUCUCAUUAGUCACCUUUUCGUCACCCAAAACCACAUAAAGGUAUUUAUUACUUGCAAAAUUGAAAAGGUGAAAAGAUUUUUUGAGAAAAUGAAGAGAAAAUUGGAGAUUUGAAAGAAUAUGGGAAUUUGAAACAAAACUGGGUUUACAGAAAUCCUAAUUAGAUUUAGCUACAGUAACCCGAAAAUGACUAGAAUUCUCGAAAUUUUUGAUCCCUUUGAAAAUAUCUUUUUGGAAAUAUUUUAUAUCAAAUUUUAAAAAUUUCCCAAAAAUCUCUCCACAAGUUUUUUAGGGCCAAAACCACCUAUGUUCGGGUUACUGUAGGAUACCUCUUCCACAUCUUCUCGAAUCCAAAACUCCCAUUACGCAACAAAAUUCGUCCAUAAAAAUCCCAUUUUCUCGUUUUCUCUGCGUCUCUUUUCCCUCUCGCUCUCUAACUCUAAUCACAUAUAAAAUAAAAAUAAAUAAUCUCCACAUAACACACUAUUUCAUUCCAGACAUUCACGAAGAACUAAUCGCCAUAGCAACCAAAAUUCUCGAGUUAGAAAAUCGUAUGCUUCUGCUGCUCAAGCUCCGCCCACUUUUCGAGCUGCUGCUCGAGGCGAAGAAGAGCAGGAAAGAAGAAGACAGAAUAUUAGAGAGUUAGAAGAAGUCGCAGCUUCUGGUUCUAAUUCAGGUGUCAACAACAAUUUUGGAGGACAGCCAAGAAUUAAUAUGGUGAGUUGGCUUUAUGAGGUUUUUUGAGAGACUACUGUAGUUCUUGACGAAGAAAUGUUGAGCGUAAAAUUCGAAAUUCACCAGAGUUUCAAAAGCUCUAAUUCAAAAAUGGCUUCAGAAACGGAGAUUUCUUGAAUAUAAGAAAUUCAACUUUCCGAACUUUCAAAGCAAAAAUUAAAAUGCCUAGCCUAUUUUUCAGCGGUAAAACUUUCAACCUGUAUUUUCUGAGGUACUGUAGUUUUGGUUUCAUAGUGAAAAUUGUAAAAUCCUACUGUAGGACGGACUUUGGCAAGGAAUUUUUGAAGAAAUCCGACUUUUUCGAAAACAAAAUUGAACAAUAAAAUUUUAUCUCGAUUUUUGAGUAAUUUAGGCAAAUUUCUUGAUUUCAAAAUUUAUCUUAUAUUUCCAAUUUCCCUACCAAAAAUCACUCACCUUUUUUAUCACAUAAUCAACCAAUCAAUCAAUAAAUUCCUUCAGAACCGUCGCAACUCAUUCGAAGAUUUCGCCACACUUGAUACCGUAAUCGCUUCAAUGCUUCAACGUUGCCAACAAAUGGCUCAAAUCCUCCAAAAUGCGGGUUCCGGUUCCCCGUGCACAUCACAAUCCUCAAUCGAACAAUCCAUAUAUUUAUCCGAAACUUUCGAGCAAAUCCAACCAUUGAUGCAACAAUUAGAACAAGAAGUUCAACAAGGUUCUCAAUUAUUUUCAUCUCCAAUUGUUCCAAGUUUGCAAUUAUUAUCCGAAACGGCGCAGAAAUUAGAGGAAUCUGGAGAAUCUUGUCUGAUUCGUCGAUUGGAAAAUGUUCGAGGUCAACAGAUUGCCACGUGGCAAGAAAUGAAUAGUAAGAUGAAGAUUUUCUCAAUGCAAGAUCGACAAGUUAUGUCAUAUCUUCGACAUUUGAAAUCACAAUCUCCAUCGGGUUUGCCAAUUUUUCCACGCAAUUUGGACACGUCUAACACAUUCAUCCUGAUGGGCGAUUCUGGAGUUUUCUUCUUUGCACAAGAUUUUUUAUGUCGGGGCCUUGUGCCGAAUCGGCAAGAUUUGCGGAAUCCAUCGAGAGAUCAGCAAGUCGAGAAGAAUGAGGAGAUGUUUUGGUAUGAAGCUUCGGAUACUGAUGAUGAAGUUGAGUAG
Caenorhabditis angaria is the source of this 2143-nucleotide messenger RNA. NCBI's taxonomy places the organism in Eukaryota, Metazoa, Nematoda, Chromadorea, Rhabditida, Rhabditidae. The record is from the annotation of a GenBank genome assembly.